Messenger RNA from Clarias gariepinus (North African catfish), 5440 nucleotides. It is a transcript of the gene wapla, whose product is annotated as WAPL cohesin release factor a. Lineage: Eukaryota; Metazoa; Chordata; Actinopteri; Siluriformes; Clariidae. The record is from RefSeq and is a predicted model, not a curated record. Gene Ontology annotation, biological process: regulation of chromosome condensation. Bases 237 to 3455 code for a protein of 1072 amino acids. The transcript has 20 exons.
UCUAUUUUUCAUGGCGCAUCAUAGUCGACCGAGCACAGCUUAUAAACAGAUAAUAAAUGAAAACAAUAUAAAACACGAUAUAUUAUUUCGCAUUUAUUUUAAUUUGUGAGUUUUGUGUUUAUGCGUAUUUACAUUUAUUUUAUUGCGCUGUAGGCUCGCGGGUGUUUUCUUUAGCGGAUUAGCACUGUGCAGGGAGCAGCAGGCCGCAGGGAAUAUGUAACACAUCUUAUCUAACCAUGACAACCAAGUUCAGCAAAACAUACACACGGAAGGGCGGUGAGGCGAACUCCAAGUUCGAGGAGGUGUUCGGUAACAGGAAAGCCACGCUCAGCACUAAAUGGGGAGAGACGACAUAUAAAGCCCAGCUUGGCUCCAGACGCCCUGCUCAUACAUCCACCGUACCCGACACGUCCUCGCUGCACAAAAAGCCCCGUCUGGAGCAUGACGAUGAGGAAGAUGACCCAUUUGGCUUCGACAGUGAUGAAGAGGAGCAGAGCAAGACUUCCCGAGGGUCCGAGGCAGAACAGAGUGGACAGAACGCGAAGAUUGGAGCCAACUCAGCCACACCCACUCAGAGCCCCUCUCCCACCAUUGCUGGAUUUAAACCCAUGGCACAUGGGACUAAUUUUAAACCCACCCAUAGAGACUCAACUGCUUUUAUAGAUCAUUUAAGGGAAAGUUCUCCAUCCGAGCCCACAGAGGACAUUGGAUCUGUACAAAGCAGCACUGCGUCAGGCGAUUGUAAACCUGCCGAACAGGAAGUAGGAGCUUCUGAGCCAGUGGAGAGGCCUGUCGAUUUCGAGCAGCUGCCUCUGAUUAAACCGGCGCGAGACCGCGUUUAUCGAAGAGCCAGUAAGAAAGGAGAACAGGAGAACUUGCAAAAUUCCCAGCUUUCGGCAGAAAACAGCAGCAUUAAGCCUGUUUUCAGCACCAUCUCAUCGAGCGUGUCUACGUCUGGGGGGUCAGAGAUGAAAGGUCGUGGACGUUUCAGAGAUUAUACACUGCUGCACCCAUCGUGUGUGUCAGUGUGUAAUGUGACCAUACAGGACUCCAUGGAUCGCAGUGUGGAAGAAUGUGUAAGCACCGCCCCGGCCGAUCUCGGGGAUGCUGGAAUGUUCCGGAAAAAAACAGAAGCACAACCUCCAAAGUACAGCAGGCAUCGUCCCACAAAGUCUAAGCUGGAGUGCAAGCUGGAGUUUUUCGGCUUCGAGGACGGACCGUGUGAAGACGGAGAUGCCGAACCUGGCACCAGCUACAAGAUCAAAUACUUUGGCUUUGACGAGCUGAGCGAAAGCGACAGUGAGGAUGAGGAUGACCGACCCGGGAAGAAGAAAAAGAAAAAAGACGCUGCAGAAAUCGGGAUGAUGACGUCGGACAGUCCUGAGAUCUCAGAUGCUCAGAAUCUUACACACACAGAUCCUCAGGAGUGGCAGGAUGAGACGAACUCUGUCGGCCCAGACUCGCAGAGAGAACGAGCAGAAAAACACACUGACAAACUCAUCAGUCGCAAAAUCUUCAAAAAGAUUUCUACUAAAGCUGUGUACAACGCUCGUCACUGGAAUGAGCCUGAACCAGAGGAAACUUCACUCCCCUCACACAGUGACGUCACACCUAAGUCGAGUUUGUCAAACGUAAGCAAGGACAUGAAUUCUCCAAAAGACGACGACGUGUUUAAAGCCCCUCCACCUCCCCCUAAAGUCACUAAAUCUGUGACCCCACCCACUGAGCCCAGCCCACACACUACUACUGCAGAACAAAAGGAGUUGUACACAGUUGUCCAGCACGUGAAGCACUUUAACGACGUUGUGGAAUUCGGAGAGAAUCAAGAAUUUACAGAUGACUUUGAGUAUCUGGAAACGGGACUGAAGAGCACACAGCCUCUACACACACGCUGCCUUAGUAUAAUCAGUUUAGCUACACGCUGUGCCAUGCCGAGUUUCCGCAUGCACUUAAGAGCACGAGGAAAAGUGGCUCAGGUUUUCAACAUGCUGAGUGAUGCACCACAACAUCCGAACCUGGCGUUGUGCACAGCAGCUCUGCUGUACAUCCUCAGUCGUGACCGGCUCAACAUGGACCUGGAUCGUGCCUGUCUGGAGCUGAUGAUCCGUCUUUUGGAGCUGGAACAGGACGAGGAGGAGGAUCAUCAAAGCAAAGUCAAGGAGAAAAUACAGAAACUGUGUGAAACUGUACACAACAAACACCUGGAUCUAGACAACAUCACUACGGGUCAUCUGGCGAUGGAGACUCUUCUGUCUCUGACAUCUAAGAGAGCAGGAGACUGGUUUAAAGAAGAGCUCCGCUUACUGGGAGGACUGGACCACAUUAUAGAUAAAGUGAAAGAGUGUGUGGAAAACCUAGAUACAGAUGAUGAGAAUGAGAACCUGGUGGCCUCGCUAUGGGGAGCAGAGCGCUGUUUACGUGUUCUAGAGAGUGUAACAGUUCAUAAUCCAGAGAAUCAGUCCUACCUGAUUGCCUACAAAGACUCACAACUGAUCAUUUCCUCAGCCAGGGCCCUGGGGCAUUGCGAGUCCAUGAUUCAGCUCUUCUGCCGUGAUGGCUUUAACUCUGGUGCAGACUCCACUCACAGUAACCAUAGCAACGUGGGAAAAGCAGUGGAGGACUGUUUGAGGGCAGUGCUAGGCGUGAUGCUGAACCUCACACAUGAUAAUGAGUGGGGCAGCACGAAGAUGGGCGAGCAGGACGAAUUAAUCAUGACUGUCCUGAACUGUGUCCUUAAAGUUCCUCAGUUUCUCCCACAGGAGCAGAGAUUUGACAUCCGUGUGCUCGGUUUGGGUCUGCUAAUAAACCUGGUGGAGUACAGCUCCAGAAACAGACACUGUCUGGUGGAACUGAAAGUGAAUUUAAGCGGUUUGCCAGAAACGGAGAAAGAUGUGAAGGUAGACGAAGAGAAGGAGGUGAAAAAAGAAGAGGAUGGGAUGGAAGAGAAGAAGGAGAAGAGACUUGAAACUUUAAGUGCUCUCGCUGCACUGGUGCAGCUCUUCCUGGAGCGCGAGCGAGCAGCUGUGCAAGCCGAGGCGCAGGCCGAUGACAUCAUCAGCGAGGCCCCGAAGUCUCAGGCGGAUGAGAGCGGACAGUGGCAGGUGACCAGUGGAGAGAUGCAGUGGGUCGCCUCAGAAGAGAACACUGACGACAAGAAGGACAAGGAGAAAGAGGAAGAGGAGGAAGAGCUUGAUUUUAAUAAAGUUCUGCAGCAUGCUGGGAAACACAUGGAGGACAGUAUAGUGGCAUCAUACACUGCCCUUCUGCUGGGAUGUGUGUGUCAGGACAGUCCGGUAAAUGUGAAUGCUGUGAGAGAGAGCCUGCCUAAAGGAGAUUUCUCUAUCAUGACUGAGAUGCUGAAGAAGUUCCUCAACUUCAUGAACCUGACGUGCGCAGUCGGAACCACGGGACAAAAAUCCAUCUCCCGAGUCAUCGACUACCUGGAGCAUUGUUAGCGCCGGAUUUCAGAGGAGCUGGCAACCCAAGAGUUUGUAAACAUCAGUAUGGCGACACCCUUACGACACACAGACAUGCAUUCUGUUUUUCUCAUACUGCUGACACACACCCACACACACUUGAGCAAAUAUGAACUCUUACUUUUUGUUUAAUUUAAAUUACACAGUUUAUUUCAAUUAUGAACUAAUGAUGUCUAAAUAAUAAACAUUAAUUUGGAAAAUGUAAAAUGAUCUUGAUUUUAAAUCUUAAUCUUAUUAUUAUUUUUUCUUUCAAAAAUGAAUUUAAAAGAUGGAAUAAACUUUAAGUAUAUAUAGAGUCAUUUAAAUGGAGCUUAAGUUAAUUACACAGGGUUUUUGGACUAUGAGAAUAAAAUACAAAUACAUUUUUUUUAAGUCAUUUUAAAUGAGUUCUUCAGUGGCGAAGGAGGAUAAACAUGCACAAAUAAAAUGUUUAAAUCUAAAGUUUAUGGUUCAAAUAGCAGCUGCCACCAUCGCCACCAUCAAUUGAUUUGCAAAAGAUUGCUCCUCACUCCCCGCUGGCCAGCGUUUGCAUUAUAUUUUUGUUCUCUCUACUCAUGUACACCUGCAUAUUUACACUUCCCGAUACAGCAGGUGGCAGUUUGCACCUACUUGGUUUGUGAGCCACCAUUAAAUACCAGACAAGAAGAGAACACGGAAGAUCGUUUUUGUGCCAUGCCUAAUAUUGAUAUUUUAGGAAAAAUUUUAACUGCGACGCUCUCGUGAGAUUUUCUUACUUUAUCAACUAUGGCUGUGUAGAUCAGAGGAUAAGAUUAACGCGUGCUACACGCACAUGAAAAUUUUGGGGACAGCAUUGAUGAUGUUGCAUUUAAACAGCGAUCUAUUUAUGUGCUCAGGUACGAUUGGAUUUUUUAUCUGAUUCGAUCUGUGCCCGAUUAUUCUGUACUGUCCUCGAGACCAAUUUUUCAGGUUGGCCCGGGCAUGGUUCCCGAGUUUGGAACACUUGUGUUCGCACUGACCGAAAUGAACCAGGCCCUGACCCUAACUUACCCUUUGGGGGUGUAUUCUCGCAAACAAUUAACAAACAAGUGUCCUAAUGUGAAAACAUUCUUAAUUAAAUAAGGUAACUUAUUUAAACGAAUACAUAUUUUUUGUCUGCAAUUUUUAUUUUCAAUUGCAGAAUUAAGGAAUUAAAUGAUAGUCGUAUAAUUUUGAAUUCUUUGUUAUUCCACCUGCAGCUCAUUCUUAUUUUUAGUUUGCAAUGAAUCUUGUAAAAAUUGUUUUCAUGAUAGAAUUUCACAGUUAUUACUUGAUUUCUUGAUUUAAUCUGACUGGAAUGAAACAAUUCCACCCUUAAAUUAUUUUUUUUCUUUAAAAAUCAUUGGUUUAAACUCUGUUAUGAAUCAGGAUUUCAACUUAAAGCAGUAAUAUGUAAUGUUCAACGUGGAGGUACAAUAGCAGGAGUCGACAUAUGGGUCAUUUCUGCCUGAAGCCUGGCGGCCAUAUUGGUAAAGUCAAAGCAAAUAAGCUUCAAUGUACAAAUCAGAAAUUAGAAAAUUUUUAUUUAUUAGUAAUGUCGUAAAUCAAUUAAAUAAUAAAACACACAUGCCGUGAAGUGAAAGUGUAGACAAAUAUUUACUGCUCCUAGAGAUGAGGGGGAAAUAAAAUCAGUUAUGGAUUGCUAUUCUUUCGAUUGUUGGUUCCUGUAUCGCCACAUUGACUCCAAUAUAGAUUUUUAAAUGAUUUAUUUUACGUUUAUAAUAGAGAUGCACCGCUUGAUCAGCUAGUGACCAGAAUUGGCUGGAUUUUCAGCUUGAUCACCCAUGACUGAUCACUGACUGACUUGAUUCUGUGCCAAGUGCACGAGGUUCUGAGUGGUGCAACAGAAAUGCCUUUUUAUGGCUUUAUAUUAUCAAAAGUUGUGUAUGUUAAGCCUCUGAUCUGCUCUUUUCUCCAAACUCUGAGGAAGUUGCGAAACCUACUUACACUUACACCAAAAAAAACAC